AUGGAUUUGUUCAAGGCUGCUGACUUCUAUGUAAACAGAAUAGUGGAUUCUCAAUAUCGAGUUGGUGGUAUUGCCAGCGUCACGGAAAAGAGUAGAAUAAAGGCGUUGCUUUUAGAUAAGGAUACCACCACAACAAUUUCGAUGUGCGCCACGCAAAGUGAACUUUUGAGUCAUGAGAUUUAUCUGGUAGAUACUAUAGAGAAUGAAAAUAGGGAUGUUAUGAGACAUUUAAGAUGUUUAGUUUACGUGAAGCCUACAGAGGAGACGAUUCAGUCUCUAUUAAGAGAAUUACAAAAUCCGAAAUAUGGGGAUUAUCAAAUCUUUUUCAACAACAGCGUAACAAAAUCGCAAUUGGAAAGGUUAGCGGAAUCAGACGACCUGGAAGUCGUUUCUAAAAUUGAAGAGGUUUUUCAAGAUUACCAUAUUCUAAAUGAGGAUUUUUUCUCCUUGGACAUGCCAGCCGAAAACCUAUUCACACGGCAAGGUAUAUGGGAUGAAGUCGGACUCGCGGAAUGCACAAAAUGUGUAAAAUCACUGCUUCUAUCGUUAAAGAUCAAGCCAGAAAUCAGGUACGAAUCUGAUAGUAAAUUAUGCCAAAAAUUGGCGAAAGAGCUGGUAUAUGAAAUCGAUCAAAACGAAAAAGUACUAUUCGACUUUCCAUUGAUGGAUUCACCACCUCUUUUAGUGCUUUUAGAUAGAAAAAGCGACCCUCUAACCCCACUCCUCCAACCUUGGACGUAUCAGUCAAUGUUGAACGAAUAUAUUGGUGUGAAAAGAAACCUUGUUGACCUUUCAAAUAUACCAGGCAUUGAUGAGAAUUUGAAAAAAGUGUCCUUAUCCCCAAAGCAAGAUAGUUUUUUCCAUGAUACCAUGUUUUUGAAUUUUGGUGAACUUGGUGAUAAAGUUAAGCAGUACGUUACAAACUAUAAGAACAACACACAUUCAAACAGCAAGAUUGAUACUAUUGAAGACAUAAAAACCUUCAUUGAAAAGUAUCCUGAGUUUAGAAAACUAUCAGGUAAUGUUGCAAAACACAUGGCAAUCGUGGGAGAACUGGAUAGACAAUUACAGUUAAAGGAUAUUUGGCAGUUAAGUGAAGUUGAACAAAACAUUGCUGUUCAUAAGAAUAACCAGGAAGAUUACCAAGACAUGAUAAAGCUUUUACAAAGCCCGAAACUGGAAAACUUUUAUAAGCUGAAAUUAGCUUGUAUCUACUCUCUGAAGCAUGAAGAUAAUAGCACUAAAAUGAACGAAGUUGUCCAAGCUCUAAAAGAGCAGCCAUCUUUUCCGGCAAAUGAUAUAAAUUUUCUACACAAGUUCAGGGAAACCGUUGCAAAGUAUCAUAAAGGUAGUGAUGCAAACCGCUAUCCAGACAAGGAUGACUUACUAAGUGAAUUGGCUAAAAAAUUUAACAGUAGAAUGGGUUCGAAGAGUAAUGCUGACACAGAUAAUGUUUAUAUGCAACAUAUUCCUGAAAUAUCCACUCUGUUAACAGACUUUUCGAAGAAUAAAAUGUCGAAAGGAAAAUUGAAAACCAUAAAUAGUAGCGACUUUACAAAUAACAACUUACCAAAUGCUCCUUCGGUACCCCCACAGGAUAUCGUUUUAUUUGUAAUCGGGGGAGUAACGUUUGAGGAGGCCAGAUUUGUACAUCAAUUUAAUGAAACAAUGAGGAAUAAGAUGAGAGUAAUACUCGGCGGGACCUCUGUUAUCUCUACAAAAGGAUAUAUAGAUGAACUUCGAAAUAUGUAA
Molecule: messenger RNA, 1752 nt
Organism: Zygotorulaspora mrakii
Lineage: Eukaryota; Fungi; Ascomycota; Saccharomycetes; Saccharomycetales; Saccharomycetaceae
Gene: VPS45
Product: Vps45p
Exons: 1
Coding region: 1-1752 (583 amino acids)
Biological process (GO): vesicle-mediated transport; intracellular protein transport
Cellular component (GO): Golgi membrane
Source: RefSeq, a predicted model, not a curated record